AUGGCUAUAAUCACCAUCAUCUCCGCAGCAGCGUCAGCCUUCAUCGUCCUCGCGGUGUACUACGGCAUCAUCAACCCCGGUAUCAUCUCUCCACUCGCCAAGAUACCUGCGGCGCACUGGUCGUGCCACUGUGCCCCUCUCUGGAUCCUCGCUGUGAGGUGGAACCGCCGUAAGAACAGGACGCUACUUGAGGCGCAUCGCCGGCUGGGCCCUGUCGUGCGCAUCGGGCCCAAGGAUAUCAGCAUCGAUGGCAUCGAUGGACUGAGAAUCAUUUACCAGGGCGGCUUUGAGAAAGACCCGUGGUAUAGCGUGUUCAGCAAUUAUGGCAUCGAAAACAUGUUCUCGACCCUCUCCUCUCGACCUCACUCCCUCCGCAAGCGAGCCGUGUCAAAUGUAUACUCCAAGUCCUUCAUCCACACCUCUCAUGCUGCCAAGGCCCAAACCACCGCCGUCGUGCAGGACCGGCUGCCGCCGUUGCUACGUACAGAGCCGGCGUCUUCGUGUGCCGGCGUCGACGUGUUUCCCAUCUUUCUCGCCUGCGCCAUGGACCUCAUUGCCGCCUACGUCUUUGGCCUCGCCGGCGGGACAGACUUUGUGCGCCGCGCCGAUAAACGCGAUCCGUGGUUGGCGCUGUAUCUCGCCCGCGCCGAGCAUGGCUUUUGGCCACAGGAGCUGCCGGCCCUGACGCGGCUGAACACCUGGAAUCGGACCAUGUGCGACGAAGCGCAACGGCGGGCGCAAAUGGCUGAUGCCGGUGCCGAAGACCGGGACGCGGCGGACGAGCCCGUCGUUCUCGACGCCAUCAACGCCUGGAUUGACCGGGAGGCGCGCACGGCCGGCGAGUACAGCCUCCUAUUCACGACGAGCAUCUCGCAAAGCCGUGACGCCGAGACGGCGGGCAUCGCUCUCACGUAUGCGGCAUGGCACCUGUCGCGGUCCUCUCGACUUCAGGAUGAGCUACGCGCAGAGCUGCUGACGCUGCACCCCUCUUUUUCAUCGCCGUCAUUGGAAAAAGGCAGCACCGUUCCCGACUGCAAAGCCCUAGACGCUCUGCCACUCCUCCAUGCCGUCGUCAUGGAGACUCUGCGCCUGCACGCGCCGAUCCCCGGGCCCGAGCCGCGCCGAACACCUCCAACCGGUUGUCGCAUCGCCGGUUUCACGAUCCCCGGUGAUGUCCGAGUAGCCUGUCUCGCGCACACUCUCCACCGCGAUGAGACGGCGUUCCCGGACCCAGAAAAUUGGGCGCCCACGCGGUGGCUCGUCGAGGACGUCCAGAAGCGGGAGAUGCUCCGCCGAUUCUGGGCAUUUGGCAGCGGCGGCCGGAUGUGUCUGGGUUCCAACUUUGCCAUGAACGCUAGACUUGGGUCUCUCGAUACGAACAGAAUUUGUAUCGAUGACGGAGGGUUUCCUUCGUUUGUAGAACCUCUGACCACCCAUGAGCUUACCUCCAACGGACUUCGCGCGAGCAAAAAACCAGCCAAAAUGCAAGCUCAUGUUGGGUCCAACAAUAGCCACCUGCUGAAGAACGUAGGUCUGCAUUUCGGAGACACUUUCGUCCUCUCGCAUUGA
Messenger RNA from Verticillium dahliae VdLs.17, 1569 nucleotides. RefSeq lists its product as uncharacterized. The coding region runs from base 1 to 1569 and encodes 522 amino acids. NCBI's taxonomy places the organism in Eukaryota, Fungi, Ascomycota, Sordariomycetes, Glomerellales, Plectosphaerellaceae. The record is from RefSeq and is a predicted model, not a curated record. Gene Ontology annotation, molecular function: oxidoreductase activity, acting on paired donors, with incorporation or reduction of molecular oxygen; monooxygenase activity; iron ion binding. The transcript is spliced from 6 exons.